Molecule: messenger RNA, 1519 nt
Organism: Mya arenaria
Lineage: Eukaryota; Metazoa; Mollusca; Bivalvia; Myida; Myidae
Product: DNA repair protein RAD51 homolog 4-like
Exons: 8
Coding region: 5-940 (311 amino acids)
Biological process (GO): telomere maintenance; double-strand break repair via homologous recombination; reciprocal meiotic recombination
Cellular component (GO): centrosome; replication fork; Rad51B-Rad51C-Rad51D-XRCC2 complex
Molecular function (GO): ATP binding; single-stranded DNA binding; four-way junction DNA binding
Source: RefSeq, a predicted model, not a curated record
AACGAUGUCGGUAUUGCGACUAGGUAUGUGUACAGCUUUAGAUCAGGAUAACUUAGACAAAUUAAAGUUGAAGAAUAUCAACAAGGCCACAGAUUUCAUCAGCAAAGACCCAGAAGAAAUUGCGGAGCUUUGCAGCAUACCAUACAAGGAUGCUGUUGCCAUUCGAAAGAUUCUAUUAGCCCAGUACUCGGCUGUACCUAUCAACGGUAAACAAUUGUACACACGUGUCGUGGAAUCGUCGUGUAUUUUAUCGACAGGAUGUGAAAGACUAGACGCCAUUCUCGAUGGCGGGCUAUAUACUGGAGAAGUAACGGAGGUUUGUGGGGGUGUGGCGGCAGGUAAAACUCAGAUAUGUAUGAGUGUCUGUGCCGGUGUCAUUUCGAAGGAAGAUCAGACGGCUGUGUGUAUCGAUACCAACUGUUCCUUCUCCGCACGACGCCUCGAGCAGAUGAUGGCAGAUGACGUCGACAAAGAUAACGCCCUCUUCAGAGUUCACGCGUACGAUGCCUUCACUUACCACGAAGUUUUAGAAGUUCUGGAGACUUUAAAGUCAGAUCUGAAGAAAGGGGACGACCCUUUUUGCACGUCCUUACGUCUGCUUGUUGUGGACAACGUAGCGUCAGUCAUCUAUCCAUCUUUGGGUGGCGGAUUCUUUGCUGACAACCAAGGGGGAAUAACUCGAUUGGGAUUGACUCUGAAAUCUAUUGCUUCAGAAUUUUCUAUCGCAGUUCUGAUAUCGAAUAAUAAUGUGACAGGCGAGGGCGGGGCCAAGGUCGCCUCUCUGGGUCGCCAAUGGUCACAAAUACCACACGUGCGCUUCAUGCUCGAUGGUGGCGAAGAAACCCAAGAUGAGAGAAGCGCCAGUGUUAUAAAAAACACAAGAGGGGCGAUAGGAGCUUGUACCAAAUUCUCCAUCACAGAAAACGGUCCUCUCAGAUGACAGGAUAAAUUUGAUGAACAGUUUACCACAGAUAACAUGGGGGGUUCUAUUUGUUUGACAAGGGAUUAUGACUUGGAUUCCAUAAUAUACAAAGGAAAGCUUAUUCAAGACGUAUAUAUACCUGUCAUUGUUUAAUUUUAAACAUAGUUGUCAAUGAGCGAAGUAAAAAAUGUUCACAACAGACAUCUAUACAGGUGUGAACAUGCCCUGACUCAUUUUAGAGCUACAUGUAUACAAUCAUACGAGUACUGCCGCCAUUGAUAUAACGUGAUAUAAUGCUGGUACAGACUGGUGACGGUGUAUUUUAUCUAUCACGGUUUUCCAAACGACGGUCACGAGGCCGCAUGAACUUUAGUCAAACUCGUUUUGUUCAAGUCAUUAGGGUCCUGGGAAAUGCUUCGAGAUAACGAGCAUUCGGUAUAAGCAAUAUAUAGAAAGUGUAAAACUAAACCGAAAAAUGUCGAAAGGAGUAACGACAUUACCCAAUCAUCGAGGUAAUAGAUUUCGACAUAACGAGUGUAAAUCUUGUACACUGGAAUUGUUGUGUCAUUUUAUUUUCAAUGUUCAUGGAUUAUUCAA